AUGGUUAGAGAUGGAAUAGUGCUUGGACAUAGAAUCUCAGAGAGAGGCAUAGAAGUUGACAAGGCCAAGAUUGAAGUAAUGACAAACCUUCAGCCGCCCAAGACAGUCAAAGAUAUCAGAAGCUUCCUAGGACAUGCUGGAUUCUACAGGAGGUUCAUUAAAGAUUUCUCACAGAUAGCAAGGCCGCUAACACGCCUAUUAUGCAAGGAUAUUAACUUUGAGUUCACAGAGGAGUGUCACAAGGCUUUCACUAAGAUCAAAGAUGCAUUGGUCAGUGCGCCAGUGGUUCAACCUCCAAACUGGGAACUACCUUUUGAGAUAAUGUGUGAUGCAAGUGAUUAUGCAGUAGGAGCAGUGCUUGGACAAAGAAAAGACAAGAAGCUACAUGUGAUCUAUUAUGCCAGCAGAACACUUGAUGAGGCACAAUGCAAGCUACCUGAAGAAACAGUUUAUGCAGCUGAAGCUAGCAAUAAGCAUGGACAACUAAGCCAUCACAGGCCAGGAACAAAGAUCUCAUCAUCAAACACACCAUGGUUUCGCCACAUAGCAAACUUCCUUGCAGCUGAAUACCCACCACCAAACUUCUUUGGCUACAGAAAGAAGAAUUUCUGCGUGAUGCACUUUGCCACUUACAAGACAGUAUCCAAGGUCCUACAAGCUGGAUUUUGGUGGCCAACUAUGUUUAAGGAUGCUCAUGCAUUCAUAUCAAGAUGUGAUGCUUGCCAAAGAAUGGGAAAUAUAAGCAAGAGGAAUGAGAUGCCACAGAACUUUAUACUAGAAGUUGAAGUUUUUGAUGUUUGGGGCAUUGACUUUAUGGGACCCUUCCCAACCUCUUUUGGUGACCAAUACAUUCUAGUGGCAGUUGAUUAUGUCUCCAAAUGGGUGGAAGCCAUCGCCAGCCCUACUAAUGACGCACAAGUGGUCAUCAAGAUGUUUAAAUCCAUCAUUUUUCCAAGGUUUGGAGUGCCUAGGAUAGUCAUAAGUGAUGGAGGUUCACAUUUCAUCAACAGAAUCUUUGCCAACCUUUUGAAGAAGCAUGGAGUCACUCACAAAGUUGCCUCUCCUUACCACCCUCAAACUAGUGGACAAGUUGAGAUCUCAAACAGAGAACUCAAGAGCAUACUUCAGAAGACAACAGGCAAGACAAGAAAGGAUUGGAGUGCCAAACUAGAUGAUGCUCUAUGGGCAUACCGCACUGCCUUCAAAACACCACUUGGAGUUGAACUUCAACCUAAAGACAGCAGGAGAAAGAAGAUUGAUUCAGCUAAUGAGCUUGAUGAGAUUAGGCAUCUGGCUUAUGAGAAUUCAAAGAUCUAUAAGGAGAGAACCAAAGCUUUCCAUGACCGCAAGAUCAUCCCAAAGAACUUCGCGCCAAACGACCAAGUUCUACUAUUCAACUCAAGGUUGAAACUCUUUCCAGGAAAGCUUCGCUCAAGAUGGUCAGGACCAUUCAGGAUUAAAGAAGUUCGCCCCUAUGGAGCAGUGGUACUAUGGGACCCAAUGGGAGGAGACUUUACAGUCAAUGGACAAAGGUUAAAACCCUACCUAGCUUCCACCACCAUACCACAGGAGACCACACUGGCUCUUGGCGAUCCACCAGAUCCUUAA
Molecule: messenger RNA, 1608 nt
Organism: Microthlaspi erraticum
Lineage: Eukaryota; Viridiplantae; Streptophyta; Magnoliopsida; Brassicales; Brassicaceae
Source: the annotation of a GenBank genome assembly